This is a messenger RNA of Sphaeroforma arctica JP610, 2087 nucleotides long. RefSeq lists its product as hypothetical. The transcript is spliced from 2 exons. The record is from RefSeq and is a predicted model, not a curated record. Gene Ontology annotation, molecular function: serine-type endopeptidase activity. Bases 1 to 1884 code for a protein of 627 amino acids. NCBI's taxonomy places the organism in Eukaryota, Ichthyosporea, Ichthyophonida. Gene Ontology annotation, biological process: proteolysis.
AUGCGGGCGUCUUCUGUUCAGGAUGCUGAAUACGUAACAGAUGUUCAAUCAACAUCAACACUUUACAAUUGGGGAUUAGAUCGUAUCGACCAAUUGUUUCUACCGCUUGAUAACAUUGCUACCGUGUCGGACUUGGCCUCUGGAAAUGGCAUGGAUGUGUUCAUCGUUGAUAGCGGAGUCGACAUUUCGCACCAAGGAUUUGCACACACAAAUGUAUCUCACUCGUGGUCCGCUUUCAGUGGAUGUCAAGACGGUCUUGGACAUGGAACUCAUGUAGCUGGGAUUGUGGCUUCAAGCGGUUUUGGAGUAGCACCGGGUUCUACUAUUCACAGCGUGAAGGUGUUGAACGACCAGGGUCAAGGAACAACAUAUAACGUCAUCAUGGGAUUGGAACACAUCUUGUUCAACCGACCCGGAGGGCCAGGAUCUCCUGCUGUAGUAGUGAUGUCACUAUCAGGACCAACUUCAGAUUAUAUGGAUACGUUAACGUACCGCCUGUAUCUCGAUAACGUCCUGGUUGUAGCUGCAGCGGGAAAUGCAGAAACUGAUGCGUGCGAUAGUUCUCCCAGCAGAAGCCCCUGGGUGCUAACUGUGGGUGCGACGGAUAUUGAUGACAACUAUACUUCAUACUCGAACUGGGGCAAGUGCGUCUCUCUUGCGGCACCUGGUCAUAGUAUUUCCUCCACCACACCUAAUGAUGCUGUGAGUACUUGGAGCGGAACUAGCAUGGCUGCCCCCCACGUUGCAGGGAUUGCAGCCAAGCUCUGGUCCGAUGCUGGCAGAAACAUUACCAAUCGACAAAUACUACGAUCUAUGCUUGUCGCAGCCACUCCGGGGCAACUAUCUGGCGUGCCGGCGGACACUGCCAACUUGUAUGCAUUUGCCAAUAUCAAUGUUGUCGAGAUAUCCAAUUCCACCGACAAUCACACACAGUUUGGAGAAGGCAAGGGCUAUAUAUACAGUCCACCAAUGACCGAGGAAGAGUAUGCAGAGCAGCAAAGACAGUACAGUCUCUGGACGUUCGAUGAGUUCUUGAAUAUGCGUUUCUAUUAUGGGGGGUCAAUCGAUGGUGCCAACUACAGCACGUAUCUCACUAUGCGCUCAACUCAGGGUGGCUGGGAUCUACUGAGAAUGGAAAGCACAAACAUUACGAUGAUCCGUGAGAACGGCUGGACAAGCGUACACGAUUUUCUUGCUUGGAAGUGGCUGAUUGGUGAUGGAGAGGUUGAUGAGACUGAUCUCGAACCUGAACGACAGUACUUCCAGGAGCUGAAGUCAUUCCUUCUGAACACUAACUACACACAGUAUGUGACGGACCGUGAUCUGUAUCACACUGAGCGAUUCUACUACGGAGGUAGUAUCGAAGCCGAGAGGUUCUACUAUGGUGGAUCGAUUGCGGCAUCACUUAAUCGCACGUCGGCCGUCACUGUCCCAAGCCUAACAGAUGCGCAAAUCCAUGCCCACCGUGUCGAGUACGUCAGUUUUAUGAUAUCCGAAGCGAAUACGACGUACCUCAACUCGCGUUUCUACUAUGGGGGGUCAGUCUUGAUAAAGAAAAAUCCUGCGACAGAUGAAAUCGGUGUAUACGAGGGCGAAUGGCUAGUAAUCCUCUCAAACGGUCAAAUGUUCAACGAGACAGCUCAGUUAGUUGAAGACGCGAGCGUGUCGGGCGGCGACUUCUCGGCUGAGAACUGGAGUGCAUCGUUCAACAACACUGGUGUGGUUGGUGCCAGUUUCUACACCAUUGUCACAGAAGAAGGAAUGCUGGGAGAGUACGAAGAAGACUGGGUGGAGUAUGACGUGGAGCGGUUCUACUAUGGCGGCAGCUACGAGGCUGUGAAAAUGAAUGGCAAGUACGACACCUUGAAUCGGUAUUCGGACUAGGAGGAAAGCAGGUAAAAAGAGUAGAGACAGGACAACUACAUGAGUGCGACUCUGUUUCUCUUCUGGAAGCAGGCGGUCUAUACACGGCCAAAGGUAUGGCAAAAGUGCACGGAACAGAAUAGGAUUGAAUAGAGACACAUAAAGCACCUAUCACAGUACUAUACUCUGGCAUCAAAACCAUAUCAAUAAAUGCUCUUCCGAAC